AUGGAUGAAUCCUCAACAACAAACCAUUCUCAAGAGCUUGAAUGGGUGGCACAUUGCUUUCCCCCACCGCCUGAAUGGAUUUUCGAGCCGGAUAUCAAAAGCGUAAAGCAGGCCAUUGAGCAAAUACGCCCCCAUCCAAUUAUCAAGCUUCUGGCCCAAGAUGGAUUCAUCAAAGUCUACAAUGUGAAAACAGAUCAACAAUGCCUCACUCUACGAGUGGCUAGGCCGACCGAACACAACUACAGAACCGUGAGCGAAGUUGCAACCAUAGAUUGGAUACGGCGCUCGGUAACCCUCCCCGCACCACGAAUCGUUGCAUACAGCACAACGCCCCAUAAUUCGACCGGUUUUGAGUGGAUUCUAAUGGAUAAAAUACCCGGGAGGCCCUUGUCCGAGUCCUGGCGAGCAAUGACAUAUCCGGCCAAAGAGACACUGGUGCGACAAUUCACCACUCACGCCUCCAUUACAUUCAGAAAUAAAUUCCAUGGCAUCGGGAACAUUUAUCCGGAGACGCCAACAUCUGGCGGUUUUACCGUCGGUCCAAUUGCGUUUACAGCUUUCUUCCUAGCUCGCCAGAUGCAAGAAACUACAAAAGGCCCCUUCUAUUCUAGCAAAGAUUGGCUUCUGACCAUCUUGCGCCUUGCGGAGAAUCCAUCUGCAAUUACCAAAUUCGCAAGGCGGUCCGACCUGCAAAACAGUGAACAACUGGAACUGGAUGGCGCAGAGUCGCGCCUGACAAUCAUCAAGAGACUUGAGUCCUUAGUGUGGCGAGAGUUUCCAGACUCCACCAGAAUUGCCGAGUCAACGAUGAUUUUUCACCAAGGUCUGAGCCUGCAUAAUAUAUUGGUGGACGGCGAUGGCACUCUUGUUGGAGUGGGGAACUGGGACUGUGCAUCUGCUUUGCCAGCCUGGAAAGCAUGCUCCUUCCCUGCAUUUUUAGAAGGUCCUUUCCGACCUGAAGCGCCUGACUUGAGUAACUAUGAGCUCGACGCCGAGUCACAUUAUUGGGAUCAUCUUCUGGAGCAUGAGCAGACAAAAUUGCGCCAGUAUUACCUUGAUGAAAUGGAACGAUUGGAGCCAGAAUGGGUAGAGAUUUUCAGAUCAUCUACUUUUAAGAGGGAUAUUUUCAUUGCCAUCAAAAGCUCCAAUGGAGAUAUUCUUGAGGACUGUAUUACAGAGUGGCUGGACGAGGUCGACAAUGGAAACCCAAUAGCACCAACUUUGAGCGAGAGGAUUGCUGACCAUGGGCUUUUUAUUAAACUUAAGAAGUCAGUAUAG
This is a messenger RNA of Ophidiomyces ophidiicola, 1278 nucleotides long. RefSeq lists its product as uncharacterized. Lineage: Eukaryota; Fungi; Ascomycota; Eurotiomycetes; Onygenales; Onygenaceae. The coding region runs from base 1 to 1278 and encodes 425 amino acids. The record is from RefSeq and is a predicted model, not a curated record. The transcript has a single exon.